GUGGCGAGACCCCGCCCCGGAAAUGCGUGUUUUAGCUUUCUGUGUGCUUAGGUGCCCGAGCUACUGAGGGUCUAAGUCCGGGCAGCCGAAGAGUGUGGUAGGUAACGGUCGUCAGCGCAAGGGUCAUUUCGUCGCUGGGAAGGGACGGCCCUCGCCCGCGGUGAUGGUGGUUAGCAAGAUGAACAAAGAUGCGCAGAUGAGAGCAGCGAUUAACCAAAAGUUGAUAGAAACUGGAGAAAGAGAACGCCUCAAAGAGUUGCUGAGAGCUAAAUUAAUUGAAUGUGGCUGGAAGGACCAGUUGAAGGCACACUGUAAAGAGGUAAUUAAAGAAAAAGGACUAGAACACGUUACUGUUGAUGACUUGGUGGCUGAAAUCACACCAAAAGGCAGAGCCCUGGUACCUGACAGUGUAAAGAAGGAGCUCCUACAAAGAAUAAGAACAUUCCUUGCUCAGCAUGCCAGCCUUUAAGAUUGAAUUAGAUUGUGUCGUUUUGUGGUUUUAUUUCUGAAAGUAAAACUUGCCAUAAAUUAGGAAUCAAUUUCCCAAAAUAAAAUCCUUUUUUGUAUGAUGGUAUACAGUUUUCAGUAAUGAUGUAUACAUUGUAUUGAUUUUUUUCCCUAAAUGUGUUAUUUUAAUAAAUAUCUCAUGAAUGAGUUUGAAGUUUCCUUGGAUUUGCGAAUAAAAGGGACUUUAUUAAUAAUUUGCCAGAUUUGUUGAAAAAGUCAGCAAUUAAUACAGUUUAAAUGUUAAGUAUGUGCAUAUAUCUGUGCUAACAACCGAAGAGAAGUAAGCAGGCUCUUCUAUUGUCUGGAUGUGGUGUAUUCCUCUUUUGAAUCUCUAUGAUAUUUUAUAAUACAUGUCCCAUCUUGUACUACAGAUGUCUAAUUUCUGAUUUGUUAUAAAUGCUGAGGGUUGGGACUGGGUCUUAAUCAUCUUUAUGUGCCUUCCUUAUUCCUCAAAGAAUUUACCAUCCUAUUGGAAGAGAGAACAUUUGCAAACUGGCUUCAUACCACGCUCCUCUCACAUACUCUACUCAUCUGAACUUUGAGAGCAGAAGCUCUAAAUUGCAUCCCCACAUACUAAGGUCAAGAAAGAACUUGCUGGGAAAUAAUCUCCACCUGUAGCUUUACUCUGACAUCAAGAUUGCCAAAUCCAAUGGACUCUUACCUAUUCUUAUGUGACCUCUGCUGGAAUGAGAAUGUUGACCAUCCUGCCACUUGGAACUUUCUUCCCACUCCUCACAUUGUGUUUUCCUACACUGGAAGUUCCUUCUGUUUCUUGUGGAUACCUUUUGCUGUAUGGGACUUUAAAUAAUGGUGUGUUUUAGUGCUCCCUCCUGGGCCCUCUGCUUGACUAAUGAUACACUUUUCCUGGGCAAAUCCCAGGACACUUGGGUUGGACUGUGGCUUCAAAUAUAAACUUGGUGAUAAAUGGUAAAUUGUAUCUCCAAACCAGACUUCAACCCAGCCUCCAGACCCGAAUACCCAACUGCUGUGGAUCAGCUUUCUUGGAUGUUCCAUAAACACUUUAACCUGA
Messenger RNA from Leopardus geoffroyi (Geoffroy's cat), 1537 nucleotides. RefSeq names its product ENY2 transcription and export complex 2 subunit (gene ENY2). Gene Ontology annotation, molecular function: chromatin binding; transcription coactivator activity. Gene Ontology annotation, biological process: positive regulation of DNA-templated transcription; regulation of transcription by RNA polymerase II; poly(A)+ mRNA export from nucleus. The transcript is spliced from 5 exons. Gene Ontology annotation, cellular component: DUBm complex; nuclear pore; SAGA complex. The record is from RefSeq and is a predicted model, not a curated record. Lineage: Eukaryota; Metazoa; Chordata; Mammalia; Carnivora; Felidae. Bases 164 to 469 code for a protein of 101 amino acids.